UCUGCAGAGGGUGCAUACACAAAUUUUGAAAAGGGCUGAGCACACACACACAUAUUUUGAGAUCGCGUUUUGGCAAAGUUUGGUUUUGAGCGAGGAUCGAUGCGCGCUUGGCCUUCUCGUUUGGGGCGCGGGGUUCGAGGCGUUGGGGGAGCGAGCCGCCGCGGAUACGCACGGGCGAAUUCGGUUAUUUUGGACCCGGGUGGACGGGGGAGCGGAGGUUGGCGCGGAGCCGGGUUGAAGGAGUUGGUGGACGAAUCGCUUGAGCUGACGCCGCGCCAGUCGUUCUUGAUUCGGAGGUCCAUGUUUCAGGCUUUGAAGAUGUUAUCGGAAGGAGAGACGACGUCCGUGGAGUUGGUGAGAGCGUGCAUGCGUCAGAUGCAGAGAACGAGGAAGAUGAAUGCGUACGUGAGUAAGAUAAGCGAGGAGUUGGUGUUAGAGGAGGCGGAGAAGGCGGACAGGAGGAGGUCGAGGGGGGAAGCCGCGGGCGUGUUGUCUGGCAUACCGUUGGCGGUUAAGGACAACUACGCGGUGAGGAACACGCAUACGACUUGUUCAAGCAAAAUGUUAGAAAAUUUUGUCAGUCCGUACGAUUCCACGGUGACAGCGAGACUGGAAUCGGCGGGUGGAAUCAUCGUUGGAAAGACGAAUAUGGAUGAAUUUGCGAUGGGGUCGAUGACCAGCACGAGCUUUUUCGGUCCCACGAUUAGUCCGUGGUCGUUUGCGUUUGGGGGUUAUCCGGACGCGCGCGAGACAGGCGGCCGAUUGGUUAGUCCGGGUGGUUCCAGCGGCGGUUCCGCGGUGGCGGUUUGCUCCGGAACGGCGUUCGCAGCAACUGGAACGGACACGGGGGGAUCCGUCCGGCUUCCCUCGGCGUGGACUGGAUUGGUCGGGUUCAAGCCGAGCUAUGGCGCGUGUUCGAGGUUCGGGAUUGUCAAAUUCGCCUCCAGUCUAGACACGCCGGGCUUGUUUUCGAAGUGCGUCCAAGACGCUCGAAUACUGUUUGACGUCGUAUCGAGCCCGGACCCGGCGGAUUCGACCUCGGUUGUGCCGUCGGAGGGCAGAAGGCCGAAGCGCAAGAUAGGCAUCCCAAGCGAGUUCAACAUUUCCGAGCUCUCAGACGAAAUCCGAGAACUUUGGACCAGCGGAAUCAGACUGUUCGAAAAUCAAGGGUACGACAUCGUCGACGUAUCCUUGCCCCACGCGCCGUACGCCCUCCCCUGCUACUACAUCAUUUCCCCGGCGGAGGCUUUUUCGAACCUCGCGAAGUACGACGGCGUUCGGUACGGACACAGAGCGACCAGCGGAGACACCGUGUUCGAAAUGUACUCGAGGUCGAGAAGCGAAGGGUUCGGCGAAGAAGUUCAGCGCCGCAUCCUCCUCGGCGCCAUCGCCCUCAGCAACCGGUUCCCAGGCCUCAACUUGAACAAGGCGAUGCAAAUUCGAAGGCUCAUCAGAGACGACUUCAAAAGCGCAUUCGACAACGUGGACGCGAUACUGACGCCCACCGCCGCAACGCCCGCCGUAUUCAUGAACGACGCCAACGAAACGGACCAAAUCCACAUGUACCUAACCGACGCCAUGACCGUCCCGGCAAACAUGGCGGGGAUACCUGCCAUAUCCGUCCCCAUGACGCUGAGCCGGUCCGGACUGCCCAUGGGGCUGCAGCUCAUGGCGCCCAUGUUCCAGGACAGGCUCCUGUUAGAGGUCGCCGAAAUCCUAGAAGAGCCGUGGCAAAGCAACCUGGAGGAAAACGUUCGGGCGCUAAAGCCAGUUUUGAGCACCUAAAUAAUAAAUAUUUUUUUUUUUUUUUUUGCAACUUCUUCCAACCAGGACCGGUUCAGAUCGCUCGCUUCUUCCUUCGUCUGUAGCGUGCGGCGCGUCCGAAAACAUGUCUCUGCUUGCGUAUGGACCGAAGGACGUCUUCCGUCGCUCGGCGCGGAGACUGCCCUUCCCGAGGCGUCUGGGCUCUCCCUGCGCUCCAAGGCGCCGCGGCCUCUGCGGCCCAGUUCUGUCGGCGGGUGCGCCGGACACCUCCAAGAAACCAAUCUUGAUCACGACGCCCAUAUUUUACGUAAAUGGAGAACCGCAUAUCGGGCACCUCUAUUCUGUCCUCCUGGCAGACGCCCUGGCGCGCUGGCACCGCGUUUUGGGCCACCCAACCAAAAUGGUCACAGGCACCGACGAGCACGGCAUCAAGGUGCAACAGGCCGCCGAGGCCCAGGGACGAGACCCAAUGGCCUUCUGCGACAAGAUGACGACCUAUUUCGUAGAUCUGUGGAAGAGAGCGAACAUUCAAGUCGACGAGUACGUUCGCACCACCGAGCCUCGCCACGUCGGCGCCGUUACGGAAAUGUGGAAGAGGCUGACCGAGAAUGGACAACUCUACAAGGGCACCUUCGAAGGGUGGUAUUCCGUUUCGGACGAGUCCUUCUUGACCGAUACUCAAGUCGCCGACGAGUUGAGUCCGUCUGGCACGCCCACCGGGAAAAAAAUAUCCCUGGAAUCAGGAAAUUCGGCAAUCUGGGUCGCCGAGGAGAACUACAAAUUCCGCUUGUCCAACUACCAAAACCGACUCAUCGAUUGGAUCCAGAAACAGUGCCCAAUUUAUCCAAUGUCCAAAAGCGAACAAAUUCUGUCUGAACUCCAAAGAGAAAAAUUCGGCGACUUGUCCGUAUCUCGUCUGAGCCGAAAAGUCAAGUGGGGAAUUCCGGUGCCUGGUGAUUCAGAACACGUCAUAUACGUGUGGAUCGACGCCCUGACUUCGUAUCUCACUGCUUGCGGAUUCCCUCAUUCCUCAGAGCCGUCGCCAUCCUUUUGGCCAGCCGACUACCACAUUCUAGGAAAAGACAUCCUGAAGUUCCACGCCAUCUACUGGCCCGCACUCUUGCUCGCGACCAGCCAGCAACUGCCCCGACGACUCAUAGUCCACGCCCAUUGGACCAAAAAUAAAAAAAAAAUUGCCAAAAGUACUGGAAACGUCGUCGAUCCCAACGAAAUCAUCUCCCGCCACGGCGUAAACGAAGUCCGAUUUUUCUUGCUCAGACAAGGCGGGAUCUCAGAUGACGGCGACUACAACGACGACGACCUCAACAAUUUGGUCUCCGCCACGCUCGUCGACUCGUUGGGAAACUUGAUCACCAGAUGCAUCUCUUCUAGUCUCAACCCUUCUUGCCAAUGGCCAACGCUAGAUCACAACAACCUCACCGACCACGAACUCGGCCUCGUCCGCGAACUAAACCAACUCGUCUCAGAAGUCGACUCUCUCUACAAAACCUGCGAAUUCGGUCUGGCCAUUCACUCGCUAUUUGUCUUUCUGGCAAAAAUAAACGGCCACUUCACUCGAUCCGAACCGUGGAACCUUGUCAAACAACCGUCCAGCUGUUCCGACACAUCUCAAAGGCUGAACUCAAUCCUAUACAUCUCGCUGGAAUCAGUCCGCAUUGUCUCUCUUCUCCUUCAACCUGUCAUCCCCGGAAAAACCGACGAAUUUCUUGAAUAUCUCGGAAUUCCGGCAGACCACCGCAACCCCGUGCAAUGGCGCUUCGGCUACAACUACCGCUCCCACAGCUCAAAGCCCUCGAUUCCGAAGCACCCGUUCGUGAUGUUCGAUCACAGGCAAAAAAAGAAGGUCAAAUUCGAGUUAAAGCAAAGGCGCAAAGUCGAGGCAGCAAGUCCCUGAUCCUCAACCCCCCCCACCCAUCCCCGUGCCAGUCGGCAGCUCCUGCACAUACAGCCCCAAACGAGGGGACCCGUGUCGCUGGACGCCGAGACGGCCUCGACUCUGAUCGAACAGCCUGUAUAGAGAGAGAACUUUUUGAUAUUUUGAAAAA
Messenger RNA from Schistocerca gregaria, 3830 nucleotides. Its product is annotated as probable methionine--tRNA ligase, mitochondrial. NCBI's taxonomy places the organism in Eukaryota, Metazoa, Arthropoda, Insecta, Orthoptera, Acrididae. Gene Ontology annotation, molecular function: methionine-tRNA ligase activity; ATP binding. The record is from RefSeq and is a predicted model, not a curated record. Gene Ontology annotation, biological process: methionyl-tRNA aminoacylation. Bases 1889 to 3679 code for a protein of 596 amino acids. The transcript has 3 exons.